Messenger RNA from Trichosporon asahii var. asahii CBS 2479, 585 nucleotides. RefSeq lists its product as uncharacterized. The record is from RefSeq and is a predicted model, not a curated record. Lineage: Eukaryota; Fungi; Basidiomycota; Tremellomycetes; Trichosporonales; Trichosporonaceae. The transcript is spliced from 3 exons. The coding region runs from base 1 to 585 and encodes 194 amino acids.
AUGCUCGCCCUCCGCCAGAACCUCCGUCUCGCUGUGCGUCCUGCGCGCACUUUGAGUGCUGCACGCGGGUACGUGACCCGCCGCGAGGUCGCGGAGGAGAUCAAGGAGGACAAGGAGGGGUGGACUGAGAACACUGAGCGGGGCUCAGCGUUGGUCACGGUAACGACUGUCGCCCGUGGUGCCCGUGGUGCCCGUGCCCAACCUGGAUCCCAUCUCUCGCCGCCCAAUGCUAACGCACAGGACACCGAGUCCGAGGCCAACGUCACCGCCGACAACUCGGACGCCCCCGCCAAGCCUAACGAGAGGCUGGUCGAGGAGACGAUUGAGAAGAUCGACGGCAAGCACCACGGCGGAAAGGGCGAGCUGAGGGUGAGUCUGCGAGGGCGCGCGAGCAGCCGCCAGGCUGCGAGCGUGGAUGAGUCUCUGGAUUUUGCCUUGGGCCGAGCGAGCGACAUUAUCAAUUGCGAGCACUUUGUGCGAGCCCGAAGCCUGGGGCAGCUUCGGAUAGAGAUAGGGGACAGGACGACGGCGGCGAUGCCACAAGCCACCACCCCGCCUCCUUUCCACUCCCCACAGACCGCAUAG